GUGGCCGCCGCGUCCGCCGCGUCCGAGGCUGACGUGAUCCUGUGGAGGCCGGGACAGAGGUCUUGCAGAUGGCCCCGCUACCGGGGGCAGAGCUGGUCCAGAGGCCGCUGCAGCUCUACCGAUACCUGCUGCGCUGUUGCCGGCAGCUGCCAACCAAGGGCAUCCAGGAGCAUUAUAAGCAUGCUGUCAGGCAGAGUUUCCGAGUUCAUUCGGAUGAAGACAACCCUGAGAGGAUCCAGCAGAUUAUUAAAAGAGCCAUUGAAGAUGCUGACUGGAUCCUGAACAAAUAUAAAAAACAAAACUGAGACUCCAGGACAUAGUGAGUGCAGCUGCCUUGGAGACACUGAUAUUGAGAGCCCUCACUUCGCCUGGCA
This is a messenger RNA of Balaenoptera ricei (Rice's whale), 374 nucleotides long. RefSeq names its product LYR motif containing 9 (gene LYRM9). The transcript has 4 exons. Bases 69 to 305 code for a protein of 78 amino acids. The record is from RefSeq and is a predicted model, not a curated record. NCBI's taxonomy places the organism in Eukaryota, Metazoa, Chordata, Mammalia, Artiodactyla, Balaenopteridae.